This is a messenger RNA of Nylanderia fulva, 2615 nucleotides long. RefSeq lists its product as uncharacterized. The record is from RefSeq and is a predicted model, not a curated record. NCBI's taxonomy places the organism in Eukaryota, Metazoa, Arthropoda, Insecta, Hymenoptera, Formicidae.
GGUCGAACGAUCGAAAGACCCCGCUCCACGGCUCAGUUGUAGCGCCGACACCCGGCAUACACGAAGUCGCGUCGUAGUUUUAAAGGCACACUCUGUACAAACGUAGACACGCACGCCUCUUUCUUCCGUAUACCUCCGCCUCGCUACGUAGUGAGCAACAGAUAUUAACGUGCACGAAUUGUAGAAGCGAAACCAGAACCUGUAGAAAAGCGAAAAAAAACAUGCAACGUCCGGCCGCCGAUCACUGGAGAAAAAUCCUCCUUGUGUAUAUUUUGCAAUUAUUUCCAUACACGACGCUGGCAGAGCAUAUGAAGGUCCAGUUGAUUGCGCCGCAGUACAUAUCGCAUGGCGGUACAGCUAUCUUGUUCUGCAACCAUACUGUCCCGGACGACUUGCUGCACAAAAUAGAAUUUAUGAAGGGUGAGAAGAGAAUAUUUCAGUAUAUAAAGGAAAGAAAUCCGCCGUAUAUCGAAACACAUUUAGAAGGCGCCAAACUGGAGUAUUCGAAAAAUGGCACGACAAUCAAACUGCACGAUGUACGUUUCGAAGCUUCCGGUUCUUAUACCUGCGAGGUCGCUAUGACAACGCCCAUUUACAGUGCGGGUUCUGAUCCCGUAGAAAUGAAAGUGAUAUACCCACAGAGUGCGAAUCCUAAGAUUUCAUUUGAAAAGAGCUUGUACGUGAUUGGCGAGAGCCUGGAGGCAAAUUGUACCUCCUCGGCUGCAAACCCAGUUCCUUACAUAACAUGGUUUAUAAAUGGCAAAGAGGUGGAUAUUAAUUUAGUUAAUAACUAUCCGCAUACGCCUCAUCAUAAGAAUAACCACUUGAUGUCCGCCACCGCCAGAUUAAAGAUAGAAGUUUCCGAAUUGCAUGCCGGGGAAAAUGGAGUUUUGGAGAUCAGCUGUCGGACAACGAUACCCGCUUUUCCCACGCAGAACGAGGGAUUUGCCGAUAUUAAGAAAAAGGUGGUGUCGGUGUAUUUUAGUAAAGAGGCAGCUUGAAGAACACUGCGGCAGCGGCUUGGCAUCUAGAAAACUUGAAGAAUCUAGAAAUAAUUAGAGGCACUCGAAUCAGAGUCUGGUCAAUGCGACUAAUAUUUAUCCGAGUCACUUAUAUAAGACCUAAUAAUUCAAUGUUAAAGCGUACGCUCAGUUUCUUUCUUCUUUUUAGAUUUAUUGAUAUAGACAAUCCCCAGUCGCUGUUAUUUCUUUCUUGUAAUUAAAGAGACAAUGCGUUAAUGAAUUUUAUUCGAACCAAUUGAAACGGACGAAUUAGCCAAACUCUGACUCGAUCAUCUGAAAAGUAGGAAUAUAGCGAUUACAUAUGGUCGUCGUGCUUGCGGCCAACUUUUUGAAACACUAUUGCGUGGGCGCGUUGUCGAUACGAUUUUUCAAACUUGAUGCGAUAUCAUCUUUUAUAUCACUGAACGGUUUUUUAUGACUAAAUAUGAGAUUAUCUUUUAUCUGUGUAUCUACAGCUCCUCUCGCAGAUCCUCUUACAAAUCUUAAUCCUCUCUCUUUGCUAUUGGUACCUGUAAUAAAUUAUCAGCAACUAUGAAUAGCCGCGUAUUGGCUGUAGUUUAAUAGCAUGUUUGAUGACUAUUUAAGCUGGUAAUACUUUGAACCGCUAAGAGUUACAUAAGGGAUUAUAUCAGUGAAUCAUAUUAAAGUGAACGCAAAGAACGUUUUCCGAGGUUUUAGUAUAUACUAAUCUAAUCUUGAUCGCGUUAGGAUAAUCGGAAAAAAUGAAUCAUUGUCUUUGUUAGAGACUAAUCUUUAAAAAACGUAGCUCCAGAUUAAUUCUUACGAAUAUAAAUCUGUAGCUAAAUUAGAAAUAGAUGCUCACGCGAGAUUAGACACUUUUUGGAUUACAAUUAAAGAAAAAUAAAAAAAUAACACAUUUCUAAAAAAAUAAAUUAAUCAUUAUUAUAGUUAGGGAAGAGGAAACGUUUUAGGGAACAACAAAAAAUAUGUAGUGCUUUAUAGACUAAAAAAUAUAUUUAUGAUUAAUAAAUUUUUACGCAUAUUUCAGAUUGCAACUAUUUGCUAAAAUUGAGAUAACUAAUUCAAUUGCGUGCAAAUUCUUACAUGCUUUCAAACUUGUAGUAAAAGAAGUAUACUACUUUUUAAUUUUUAUUAUAUUUAUAACGUAUAAGAGCAAGCAUCAAUCGUGUCUAACUAAGCAAAGUUUGAAAGCUUAGUAACGAUAUUUUAAUUCAAAAGUGCCUUUUUAUAUUGUCUGCAAAUUAGAAAAUAUCUCAAGCAGAUUUCACUCUGCUAGAUGAUAUUCUUUGCUUGGGAAGCAAAUAUUGAGAAUUGACAUCGUCUUUUCAACGAUCUCAUUCUCUCGAAUAAAGCUACUCCUAUUCGUCUUUAGCGUUCACUUUAAUAUAUUGAAAGCUGAAGAUUUAUUAUAACGCAAAUUUAAUGCAAAUUUGUUGUUCCUGACUAUACUCUCUCUAUACAUAAAAUUAUUUUAAAAUUUUGAUACAAUUUUACUUGUUUAUAUGGAAAAAAAUUCAAUUUUUAGAGCACUUUAGUACAUCAAUAUAAUACUAUGGUAGAAGUAAAUUAUUUUUUUAUCUUUCCUAAAAAAAAGUAAUAAUUUUCUCACUA